Dreissena polymorpha is the source of this 1979-nucleotide messenger RNA. RefSeq names its product leucine-rich repeat-containing G-protein coupled receptor 4-like. The transcript has 2 exons. Lineage: Eukaryota; Metazoa; Mollusca; Bivalvia; Myida; Dreissenidae. Bases 128 to 1402 code for a protein of 424 amino acids. The record is from RefSeq and is a predicted model, not a curated record. Gene Ontology annotation, molecular function: protein binding.
ACAGCAAACAAUGUCCUUGAUGAAAUGAACAUAUCGUGAAUCUCAGUCACGCUCAUUUCAGUAUAAAUAAGGCGCCAAACGUUGUGGAGAGUCGUUUCAUGAUCUUGUGAUCCGAGACGACACGUACAUGAUGUCAGACCAAAGCCGAGUUUUCGUGUGGACCAUGCUGUUAUCUUCUUUGUGCCCUACAAUACAAACAUUUCUGCUGUCUGGAGGCGAUGUUUGCUUCGGAAUCUGCAACUGCGUCCAAGAGAAGAUGUGGUUUGACUACAUUUACGAAACCGAAGUAAAACUGGUACGGUGCGAGGAGAGAGAUCUCAGAUUUAUACCAAACUUUGCCAUUCAGAAUCUACCUUCGGGAUUCUACCCCGGUGGAAAGAACUUUACUGUUGACUUGCAUAGCAAUUAUAUACAAACUGUUCCUGAUAAAGCGUUUGGAGACCUUCCAAGGCUGUCCAACGUUGACCUCUUCGGAAUUAUUUUGUAUAAUAAUUCAAUAUCGUCCGUAAGCGAUUCUGCAUUUCUUGGUCUAGAAAAUACUAGAGUUGUUUUAGAUCUCGGACAUAAUAAUUUGACGACAAUCCCACAAGCACUGCGUAUUCUAAGACAAAUCGAAGUGUUAGAAAUAGAAGAAAAUCCGAUUAUGACCUUAGAUGCUUCCAUGAUUCAACACAUCAGUCCAUUGUUACGAUUCAGUUUAAAUUUGACUUUGUAUAAUAGCUGGCCAGUAGAACUCAAUAAUCUCCGUGUAAAAUACGUUUGGUUUAAUGGUUACUCUGGAAAUUCGUUUCAGAAUUUCGAUGUACAUGGCAUCGGUCAACAUGGGAUUGAGUUAGAUAUAGGAGGGACGGACAUUGUAGAUCUAAGUGAUGUGAUUUGUAACAAUCAAAUAAAAGUCUCUAAGCUUUGGUUUUGGUUAAAUUACAAACUAGAUAUGAGGCCUUUUGAAAGGUGCAGUCAAGGAACGGUCAUGCAAAAUAUUUUGGAUUUGGAGCUCAGUAGCUUUUAUCUCGCAAGAAUCCCCAACUUCGUUCACACACUAACUAAACUAGAAUGGCUCAGUUUUGUAUUUGAAAAUAUCACCGAAAUUUAUGCUAACGACUUUCGAGGACUUACAGAGCUAAAAGUAUUGUAUCUUUAUAACAACCUAAUCACAACAAUACAUCCACAUGCAUUCGACACAAACACAAAACUUCGCGAGUUAUAUCUACACAAUAACAUGUUGACGCAUGUUCCAGAUAGUGUCUUAAAUUUAAAUCUUGAGAAGUUUACUAUGGAUGCUAUCGAUUGCACAUGCUCCAAUUUGCAAAAUCUGAAACAAGUAAAUGCAACAUUUGUCGAUAGUAUACAAUGCCUUGACAUGACGCAGUCUGCUAAAAACGCCCUCGAUGCCUGUCCCUGAUAAAAUUGUCAACCGAUCGCCAUGUUAUAACAUUUGUAAAAAAAUUGACUACAUAUUUUCACAAUGGUUCAAGAAAACGAGAAUAGUAAGAUCCGAUUUUGACGAUUUUUUUAUCGCAAUUUUGUAUAUUUUGUGUUAGCUGUUUACUUCUCUGCCUUGCGUAAUGUUGAAGAUACAAAGGAAUGAUUAUGGAUUAUGUUAUACACCAUUUUCGGGAUGUGUGUCUCGUUUAGAUCUGUGUUUAAAACUAACAAAUAUCUGCAAUGUAUGCAUGCAUGGUGUGUAUGUUAACACAAUUAAUUAUACUUGAAUUUAAAUUGGGAUAUGUAACAGUAGUAUUUAAAUGCGCGUAAAGGUUCUAAAUUGUCAUGUUGUUGUAUGCUGAUUCGAGGUUAUCACAUAUUUGUUCAUGUGACGGUGAAUGGUGUUUUAUAUAUCAUAAUGUGAACAUGGAAGUGUUUUCGUGAUUAAAUUUUCAACUUUAGUGGGUUGGCGAAUGUUCAUCGAAAUAUGAAUAUCAAGAUGAAACUUGAUUGUUGUACAUGGUUACUUAUUGUAAUAAAGUAUAUUAAUAAUA